Messenger RNA from Dendroctonus ponderosae (mountain pine beetle), 829 nucleotides. RefSeq lists its product as uncharacterized. The record is from RefSeq and is a predicted model, not a curated record. Lineage: Eukaryota; Metazoa; Arthropoda; Insecta; Coleoptera; Curculionidae.
GUGCGCUUGGUGCUCGAAUCGGACGGAACCCAAGUGGAGGACGCCGAAUACUUCCGAACCCUGCCACCCAACAGUGUUCUGCUGCUGUUGCGGCCAGGCGAGCGGUGGCUACCGGCCGGAGUCGACGUCAUUCGAGCAGUCUCCGCCAUUCCGCGCAUCGUGUGCGAAACAAUCAACGCUCUGGAGCUGCAGGAUGAAACUCCUUCGUGGAAAAUCAUGGACAACAAGGGGCGUGUCACGGUGGUUCUGCACUGGGACCAGCGCCCGGGCAGGGGGCCGACCGAAGUCCCGUCGCCUGCCAAGUUCUCGCCCAGUAAGCGGCCAUUGGCGGGGCCGGGCGUGCAGGCCCCGCCCCCAUCCAAAACCCCGCCCUCUUCGCAAGACGGGUUCACGCCCCCACGUCGCGCCAGCCCUCAGAUCACUGUGAUAAACCACGACGAGGUUCGGCCGGCAGGGGCGCGGCGCACCAGCUCGUUGGAGGCGCCGGUGCAUGUGCACACGCCCGAGUGCGCGCACCACGCCCAUCUGCCGCGCGCCGGCAGUCCGCAGAAUGGCAACGUCGAGUGCGACUUUCAUUGUUGCGCGCUGCAUGAAGAGGGCAGGCGCAUCGCGGUGCACAAGUCGGUGGCAACGUCGCCGAUUCAGGAUGUGGGCGCGCAAGCGCAAGCGUCUCCUCAGCCCAGACACGUCCGUUUUUUAGGUAGGACGAUUUCCUCGCUCUUAACCCCACUUUUCUCUUGAGUUUAGUCAAAAAUGAGGUGUACUCUGAAAUGAAUGAGGUAAAAUGUGUGGAAUUUGGCGUGGAAAAAUAAAAUCGGCCUGUAAACUU